Apodemus sylvaticus (European woodmouse) is the source of this 536-nucleotide messenger RNA. Its product is annotated as protein Wfdc21-like. The transcript is spliced from 4 exons. The record is from RefSeq and is a predicted model, not a curated record. Lineage: Eukaryota; Metazoa; Chordata; Mammalia; Rodentia; Muridae. The coding region runs from base 75 to 266 and encodes 63 amino acids. Gene Ontology annotation, molecular function: peptidase inhibitor activity. Gene Ontology annotation, cellular component: extracellular region.
CAGUGGGUGGGAAAGUUUAAAUCCUAGCAGCCCUUGGCCCUUACUCGUGCUACCUAAAUUCCCUCAGCAGCAGCAUGAAGCUGGGAGCCUUUCUUCUCUUGGUGUCCCUUGUCACCCUCGGCCUGGAGGUACAGGAGGUGCAGACUGCCGUGAGACCUCUGCAGCUUUUAGGUACCUGUGCUGAGCUCUGCAAUGGUGACUGGGACUGUGCGCCAGGGGAACAGUGUGUCAGUAUUGGAUGCAGUAGCAACUGUGUUACAAACUAAGAAGAGCUUCUACCUAGAAAAAAAUGUGCCUGUUUGGAGCUCUGUGGCCAAGAAAACAGUUGAAAAUGGAGGCCAUGGAUGGAGAUUACAAGCAGUACAGUGGGGAUGGACAAGAAGGUGAGAAGCCUCAGCCAUGUACUCCUGAUGUCAUGAUAAUUCUGCUUACUACAGAGCAAAACAGGAGAUCCAGCCAAGCAUAGCCUUAAACCCCCUAAAACAGUACACCAAACAGUUAAUAAUAAUAAUAAAUCCUCCUUCUUUUAAAUUGUU